UACAUAUAAGAAUAUUAUAUAUCGUUUAUAAAUAUUUAUAUAUAAGUGUAACUACGUAAAUGACAAUAUGAAGAUAAGUGUUGAAGGAUUGAUUGUAUACUUUCCCUAUGAUUAUAUUUAUCCGGAACAAUAUGCAUAUAUGCUUGAGCUAAAGCGUGGCUUAGAUGCCAAGGGACACUGUCUAUUGGAGAUGCCUUCAGGCACUGGCAAAACGAUAACAUUGUUAUCACUCAUCGUAGCAUAUAUGUUGGAGCACCCAUUAGUUGUUACAAAAUUGAUUUACUGUUCUCGAACAGUACCAGAGAUAGAAAAAGUUAUAGAGGAGUUGAAGAAACUUAUAGACUAUUAUGAGAAAGAAACUAAAAGCAAGCCAAAAAUUGUUGGUUUAGUCCUUAGUUCUCGUAAGAAUAUGUGUAUUCAUCCUGAGGUCAGUAGAGAACGAGAAGGUAAAAUUGUAGAUGGUCGUUGCCAUUCUCUUACUGCAUCAUAUGUACGAGAAAGACAUAAUUAUGAUGAAUCCACUCCAAUUUGUAAUUUUUAUGAAACAUUUGAUAUGGAAGGUAGAGAGCAAAUUAUUCCACCUGGUAUUUAUUCUAUAGACGAUUUAAAAGAUUACGGAAAAGAUCGUAAUUGGUGCCCAUAUUUCCUCGCGAGGUUCACAAUUAUGCAUGCACAAAUUAUAGUCUACAGUUAUCAUUAUUUAUUGGAUCCAAAAAUCGCCGAAACUGUAUCCAAAGAACUAAACAAGAGUUCAGUAGUUGUCUUUGAUGAGGCUCAUAACAUUGAUAAUGUUUGCAUCGAUUCCAUGAGUGUGAAAAUAAAUAGGAAAUUAAUGGAAAAAAGUUCGACUAACAUACAACUUUUAGAGAAAACUGUAGCUGAUAUGAAAGAAGUUGACAUGAAUAAAUUGAAGGAAGAAUACAAUAGACUGGGAGGGAUUAAAGAUGCUCAAUUACAGAGAGAAACCGAUGUCAUUCUAGCCAAUCCUAUUUUACCAAAUGAAGUACUCGAAGAAGUUGUUCCAGGCAACAUAAGAAACGCUGAGCAUUUCGUCAGCUUUCUGAAGCGAUUCGUCGAGUAUUUGAAAACUCGUUUACGCGUCCAACACGUCGUACAAGAGUCACCCGCGGCGUUCCUGAGGGAUAUCCAAGCGAAAGUCGCCAUCGAAAGGAAGCCACUGCGAUUUUGCGCCCAAAGAUUAGCAUCUCUUUUACGCACAAUGGAAAUAACAGAUCUAACAGAUUUUUCUCCGAUCAUUCUGGUGACGCACCUUGCGACAUUACUCUCAACGUACACACAAGGUUUCACGAUCAUAGUGGAACCGUUCGACGACAAAACACCGACAGUUUUGAAUCCAGUUUUACAUUUUAGCUGCCUAGAUUCUUCUAUCGCCGUCAAGCCUAUAUUUGAUAGAUUUCAAUCUGUGAUAAUCACUUCCGGAACGCUCUCUCCAUUGGAUAUGUAUCCGAAAAUCUUGAAUUUUCAUCCGGUCAUCAUGUCGUCGUUUACAAUGACAUUGGCUAGACCGUGCCUUUUACCUAUGAUUGUUGCCAAAGGUAAUGAUCAAGUAGCUAUUUCGUCCAAAUACGAAACACGAGAAGAUGUGGCUGUUAUAAGAAAUUACGGUCAAUUAUUAGUUGAAUUUGCUGCAACAGUACCCGAUGGCAUAGUUUGCUUUUUCACAUCGUAUUUAUACAUGGAGUCUGUGGUAGCUGCUUGGUAUGAUCAAGGAGUUGUGAAUCAACUUCAGAGGCAUAAAUUACUCUUCAUUGAAACUCAGGAUUCGGCGGAGACCAGUUUAGCUCUGAUAAAUUAUAUAAAGGCUUGCGAGAACGGUAGAGGGGCUAUUCUGCUUUCGGUGGCUCGCGGAAAGGUGUCCGAAGGUGUCGACUUUGAUCAUCACUUGGGCAGGGCUGUACUGAUGUUUGGUAUACCUUACGUAUAUACGCAGUCGCGAAUCUUAAAAGCACGUUUAGAAUAUUUGAGAGACCAGUUUCAAAUUCGAGAGAAUGAUUUCUUAACUUUCGAUGCCAUGAGACAUGCAGCUCAAUGCGUAGGACGUGCGAUUAGAGGCAAAACAGACUAUGGUAUAAUGGUGUUUGCAGAUAAGAGAUUUUCGAGGAUAGAUAAACGGAGCAAAUUACCAAAAUGGAUACAAGAACAUUUGAACGAUAGUUUAUGCAAUUUAUCUACCGAAGAAGCUAUACAGAUCAGUAAAAGAUGGUUACGACAAAUGGCACAGCCAUUUACACGCGAAAACCAGCUUGGAUUAUCAUUGCUGACAAGAGAACAGCUUGAGAAAGAGGAGGCUGCCAAAAUUGAACAAAAAGCGCAGCAAAAAUGAUAGUGUAACUAGGCCGAAUAAUCGAUUUAACUUAGGUAAAGCAAUCUGCACCACUUACAAAAAAUAUAUUUCAUGCUGUUUGCUUGUACAAAUGCCUAUUUAUAAUUUGUACUUUUAACCAUAAUUGCAUUGUAAGAAUGUAAGAUAAUAAGUAUACACUUUUCUAAGUUUAAUAGUA
Molecule: messenger RNA, 2522 nt
Organism: Nylanderia fulva
Lineage: Eukaryota; Metazoa; Arthropoda; Insecta; Hymenoptera; Formicidae
Gene: Xpd
Product: general transcription and DNA repair factor IIH helicase subunit XPD
Biological process (GO): nucleotide-excision repair; transcription by RNA polymerase II; positive regulation of mitotic recombination
Cellular component (GO): nucleus
Molecular function (GO): DNA helicase activity; ATP binding; hydrolase activity, acting on acid anhydrides, in phosphorus-containing anhydrides
Source: RefSeq, a predicted model, not a curated record